AUGCAUCGUGCCACACGAUUUUUGCACCAAUCGGCUAGACGUGCCUAUACAACCGAAUCGACCGACAAUGCGGCCAAGAAGCUUGCUGAGCAGGCUUUAGCAGCCAAGACAGGUGGUGGAAGAAGCAAGGCCACUUUGCCCAAAGGCGACAAGAAACCCGCUAAAGCCGCUGGUGAGAAGAAGGAUCAAUGGAAGAACUAUGCUCUUGGUGCUGGUGCUGUCACUGGUCUUUCGCUUGGAAGUCUCUUUUAUUAUGGUCGCCCGUUCGAGGAUGGUCGAGAAGACAAGUAUGCGAAUGAGAAUCCUUUGACAGCAGCUUAUCAUCGUUGUUUCGAUCGUUAUACUGAAUUCCAACAAAAAAUGCACGAACCCAUGUGGGAAAACUUGCUUCCUGAUCCACUUCCUGAACCAUACAACCGCCCUUACACUUUGGUGAUCAAUUUGGAUGAUACCUUGGUGCAUUCGACUUGGGAUAGCAAGCAUGGCUGGCGACAUGCUAAGCGACCUGGUGUCGAUUAUUUCCUUGCUUACUUGUCGCAAUUCUUUGAGAUUGUCAUCUUUACUUCUCAGACCUCCUUUAACGCACAACCCAUUCUCGACUCGCUUGAUCCCUAUCAAUAUGCCAUGUACAGAUUGUAUCGUGAAGCCACUCGUUACGUGGACGGCAAAUAUGUGAAGGAUUUGAGCCAUUUGAACCGUGAUUUGAGCAAGGUGAUCAUUAUGGAUUCCAACCCUGAUUCAUUCUCGUUGCAACCUGAGAACGGUAUCAAGUUGCGUCCUUUCAAGGGUGAUGCCAAGGAUAUGGGCUUGCUCGAGUACAUUCCUUUCUUGGAAGCCAUCACUUACUUCGCUCCUCCUGACGUACGACCUAUCAUUAAGCGAUUCGAAGGUGAAGACGUGCCUGCCAAGUGGGCCAAGAUGGAACAGGAAAUGAAUGAGCAACAUCGAUUGCAGUGGGAAGCUGAGCAAAAGACAAAGCCAAAGAUGCGUAAUCUUGGAUCACUUCUUGGUAGCGGUGGUGCUCAACCUGGUCAACAAGGUGAUCAGCAAGGUCCUCCUCCUACAGGUCUUCAAAUGGCUAGACAACAAUUCCGUCAAAUCUUCUCUCAGGAACACGCUCAAGUGCGACAACAACAGGAUGAAAUGAUGAAGAAGGAAAUUGAAGCUCAAAAGGCCAAGAUGAAGGAAAUGAAGAUGACCGUAUGGGAUCUCAUGACUCAGGCUACAAGUGGUCAACCUUUGAUGCCACCACCUGACAACCAAGAUCCCUCUCAACAACCACAACAACCCCAGCAAUAA
Molecule: messenger RNA, 1299 nt
Organism: Lichtheimia ornata
Lineage: Eukaryota; Fungi; Mucoromycota; Mucoromycetes; Mucorales; Lichtheimiaceae
Exons: 7
Coding region: 1-1299 (432 amino acids)
Molecular function (GO): phosphoprotein phosphatase activity
Source: RefSeq, a predicted model, not a curated record